Molecule: messenger RNA, 1837 nt
Organism: Labeo rohita (rohu)
Lineage: Eukaryota; Metazoa; Chordata; Actinopteri; Cypriniformes; Cyprinidae
Gene: dmbx1b
Product: diencephalon/mesencephalon homeobox 1b
Exons: 5
Coding region: 184-1341 (385 amino acids)
Biological process (GO): regulation of transcription by RNA polymerase II
Molecular function (GO): RNA polymerase II transcription regulatory region sequence-specific DNA binding; DNA-binding transcription factor activity, RNA polymerase II-specific
Source: RefSeq, a predicted model, not a curated record
GGACUAACAUCAAACAUUCUUCAGAACAGAGCAGCUGUAAACAGUCUCGGAUACUUUUGACUUCCAACAGGAUAUAAAACUACAGACCGGGAAAAAAAUCACUGCUGCUCAGUUGCGUAGAUUAUCAGCUGAAUUGUUGUUUCUUGUUCGGAGGAGAAAAAAAACUUCUCAGAGAGGUACGCGAUGCAGCACUACGGGGUGAACGGUUACUCUCUGCACGCCAUGAACUCUCUGAGCGCCAUGUACAACCUGCAUCAACAGGCCGCACAGCACGCACAGCACGCGCCCGACUAUCGGCCCUCCGUGCACGCACUUACGCUAGCGGAGAGACUGGCAGACAUCAUCUUGGAGGCGCGCUACGGCUCUCAGCACAGAAAGCAGCGCCGCAGCCGCACAGCCUUCACCGCCCAGCAGCUGGAGGCGCUGGAGAAAACUUUCCAGAAAACUCACUACCCUGAUGUGGUCAUGCGCGAACGUCUGGCCAUGUGCACCAACCUACCUGAAGCUCGAGUACAGGUGAGUUUCCUACAACACCUGAGGACAUCAGCCAAUGGGGUGUGGUUUAAAAACCGCCGUGCGAAGUUCCGUAAGAAGCAGCGCAGCCUGCAGAAAGAGCAGCUUCAGCGGCUGAAGGAUGCUGGGACGGAGGGCACUCAGGAAGAGGGGAAAGAAGAAGCCCCGCCUGUUGAGGCUCAAGCCCCGCCCUCCCCUUCAGAUGGGUGUGGCCCCACGUGCCCCCCUCCCUGUGAAUUGAGUGAAGAGGUGAAUGUCACCUCACCAGAACAGUCAGGGGCGGAGUCAGGGGCUGAGGACAUGACUGACAAAGAGGAUGAAUCACUGUCUAUCAAAGAUGAAAUAAAAGAGGCGGGGCCAACCCUGAUGACAGAUGACAGUUCACCUUCUUGCAAACCAAUCAGCCCUAAAUCAGAUGAGCCGCUCAGUUCUCCAUCUCUUCCCUCUUCCAGUGGCGUCAGUGGCGGUGUGGCUCAGACCAAUUCCUACGCUUCAUCUCCUCUCAGUCUGUUCCGUCUGCAGGAACAGUUUCGCCAGCACAUGGCCGCCACCAACAACCUCAUGCACUAUCCCGCCUUCGACGUGACCGCGCCGUCCUCCUUACCCUACCUGGGCGUGAACGUGAACAUGACGUCUCCUCUGGGAUCCCUGCCGUGUCAACCCUACUACCAGACCCUGUCCCAAGCUCAGCAGAUGUGGAGCAGUCCUCUCCUGCAGGGCUCCGGUGGUCUACCGGCCCUCAACAGCAAAACCACAAGCAUCGAAAACCUGCGUCUGAGGGCCAAGCAGCAUGCUGCAUCACUCGGCUUGGACACGCUACCAAACUGACCACCGAUUCACACAAAUCAAUGCAUUCCUGCCGUCAACGUCUUGUGUUCAGGAUCUACAUCACAUUAGUGUGCUGAAAUCAACAGCUAGCAUGGCGGAGUGGAGAAGUUUGGAUAACUUUUAAGUGUUUCCGUCCGGCUGCAUGGCAGAGGGUUUACUUUUCCAAACGCCCCUGGCUUUGCACUUUGAAAAAAGUAAAAAAGAGCACAUUAGUUCAUUUGUUUCUGUAAAUAAGCUUAUUCUGAUCCACAGCUGUGGUAGAAGGUUAGUGAAGCCUCAUGUUUGUAUAUUUGAAGAGAAAAUGUCUUCACUGUCUGUGGAUGUUAUAAAGGGAUGUAAAGCGGAUGGAUGAAGCCCCUGAAAGACUUCAGACUGAUUCUCCUGACGUCAUGCCAUGUGUUUUGUCGCUUUAGAGUCUAUCGGAUAUCUCUGAAUUGUUUAAAUAAAUGUGAAUAAUUUAUCAGUGAAAUGAAAGGGAAUAAACCACAUAUAUGAA